CUGGGUUAAGCGAUCUUCUAGGGUAGAAAUUUUCGGACUUUUUCGAAAUAAAUAUAAGCCUUAUCCCGAUGGAGAAAUUCAGUAACGGGUCAGCUGUUGCGUUGGCCAGGACUGGUCGCAAUUUCCUAAAAGAAACGAGUGGCUGGUGAAGUGCAGUGAUGCUAGUGAAAACGGUAGCGGUUGCCAUCGUCGUGGCGUGCCUCGUCCACGGCGGGCAGUCCCUUGGUGGAAGUGUAUCUACGUCUACAUCGUCAAGCAGUGCAGCGGUAUUUUUCAACGCAGCCGCAGGUUCCUCGCUGUCAUCGAAUACCGCCGCGUUGAACUCUUCGUUGGCUAUGAUGCAAAUGAGCGUUGAUAACCUUAAUCUCAAAGCACCAACGAAGGAAAACACAGACACGGCAAAGUUCAUAUCCAAAACAUUGGGCAAAGCGCUGAAAUAUGCGUUCAAGUUCAUUAAGGCUCUCACGAACUUAGCCACUGACAAAACUAUUCCUAUCGAGGAGUUGUUCCAGCAGUUUGAAAAGGCUUACGACAAGCUGAUCACCUACAUGACUAAGGACGAGGCUGCGUUCAAGCAAGCAUUGCUUGAAAACUUGGGCGUUGCUGUAGCCCGGGACGUUGAAACCAAGUGGAACAAAAUCAAGCAGGAGCUCAUGAAUGUGGCUGCCAACGCGGAUCGCCUCAAGAAGUCAGUUCUCCACCUCCACAACAGACAUGACGAAUCUCAGGGUGAGAGUCGUGCGACUAUUUCACAGCUGGUAACGGUUUUCGCAAGCAGCAUUUCGAAGCUUAAAACUGCCGUGGCUGAUCUUACUACUGCAGUAGGAAACAUCGUGACUGGUCUGCAAACGUCCAACACGUUUUUAACCCAAGUCAUCGGCACAAGAAACUCUACCCGCACAAGUGUGAAAACCGCAAGAGCUGAACUGAAAAAAGAUUUACUUAAGGCUCGAAUGGAUGCCUUGGAUAAGUUCCUUGCUGCUCAGAGCAAAAUCCGAACUGGUCUAAGCGAAUCUAUUUCAAAAUUGUCGAUAUUUUCCACGAGCAAGAAGUUGAACCGAUAUGCACGCAAGUUUGACGACAGCUACUAUGAGCUGUAUCACUUUUUGCGCCAACGGAACCGUACUGAUGCAUCGAGCAUUGGCAAAGAUUUCUUCAGAAUCUGGGAAAAUCUGGAAAACGUUCACGACAAAUCGGUAGAAAUCUUUUUCUAUGCAAUGCGACGCACCUACAUGCGACUGGCUGAUGUCGUGUUUGAGAGUAGCUUCUACAACGAUUACUGCCACACCACGUACACGUACUCAGUGCCCUCAAAAUAUCAAUCAGUCAGCACUGUGAUCAGCGAUUGCACGACUCGGGAGAAGACUCGCUGGAUGGCAAUCUCCACUGCUAUCAAGGAUGAGGUCACUCUGCUGCAGUCCAUCUCGGAAGAACUGGCAAUGAACAUUGCCCGUUGUGCGACCUACAAGGACUUUAUCACGUCCAGUCCCGACUACAACCAGGCUGAAGCAUGUUUGAAAACGAACUUGGAGGACAUGCGCGAGCUCAGUUUCCAGCUGAAGAUUCAUUUCACGAACAUUGUGAACCUGGUCAAGGCCCAGGUCGCACCGAGCAAGUAUCGGCUGGAGAACUGCUUCGUGACCAAGCUGCACGAGGCGACGGCCCUGCUCAAGAGCACCCGGGAAUCGAUGAACGAGUGCAGCGGCCGGUUCGAUUCGCACCCCCGGAUGGGCUACGAAGAUGACGCUAGCGAUUGGUACAACCGCCACCUGGGAGAGGUUUGUGAGGGAUCGGACGCGGACUCCGAAAGUGUCAGCAACGAGGCCAUCGACAGUGCCGAGGCGUACGACAAGACAGGCUUCCCAGAAGAUAUCGACAGGAAGCCCAAGAUCGACACCUUGGUGUGCAAGAAACGGGUGGAUUCGGUGGACACGAGCGAAAAGACCGGAAACGGGUCGGAUAGCGGAAAUGGCGGAAAUGGCGGAAAAGACAAAAAGGACAAAAAAGGACAGGACAGUGGAGAAGGAGAUAGCGGAGAGCUAGACAGUACGGAGAAAAAGGACAAAAAGGACAAGAAGGACAAGAAAAACAAACAUGACAAGAACAAGAACGAUAGUGAAGAGCUAGACAACGAAGGUGGCGGUGAGCAGAGUAGUGAAGAGAAAAAGGACAAAAAGGACAAGAAAGACAAGAAAAAGCCAGGAAACAACAAGAAUAGCAGCGAGGAGAAUUGCUCCAAGGAAAAAAAGAAGGACCGCUUCAAAGAAAAAUAUAGUAUAGAGAACAGCGAGGAACAAUUUGAUCGCAAGAAGCUGAAGGGUUACAGCGACAGCGAAUCUGACAUUUUCAACAGGAAGUUUGGAGUUCAACAGCCACUGGGCGAUGCUCUGGAAGAGCCUGCUGUUCCGGUUGCUGACGGAAUUCUGAAACGCCUCCUUGAGAGCCCAGUCGCCGUCGAAGAAGAGAAAGAAGUUGAUAUUUCUGUGAAAGUGGUUGGAGAACAGGAAGAGCAAGAUCAGGCGUUUGCAACCACUGCGGCUAGUGUUGAUGCUGCUUGAUUGAGCCUCUAUUCAGCAGUUAUGCUAUGUUAAUG
Molecule: messenger RNA, 2593 nt
Organism: Culex pipiens pallens (northern house mosquito)
Lineage: Eukaryota; Metazoa; Arthropoda; Insecta; Diptera; Culicidae
Exons: 3
Coding region: 159-2558 (799 amino acids)
Source: RefSeq, a predicted model, not a curated record